CAAUUUACAGUUAUUGCGUUUCUUACAGUUAAGACCCCUAUUGCUGAUGCUUUCGUUGCGUACACUCUCGGUGUAUUCCUUCCCUGCACUGUCACCGACGAGCUUGCCAUCCAAAACACUCGUGUUGCCUCGUAACAACCACGCGAAACGGUGGCUCGUGUUGCUCGGGAGGAGAGCCAAAGCAUUAUUGGUAGUGGUGUGUCGGGGAGUGCUUGACCUGGGAGUCUUCGAUCGCCUCCGUACUCCUCCUCGCACGCACACCUCUUUGGGAGCGACUCUCUCUCUCUCUCUGUGAAGCUGUAGUGGAGAAAUGCUACCGUCCAAUCACAAUCACACGGGGGUACCGGUGGUAGGGACCGGCCCCCCACGGAGGUCAUCGUCGGCCAAGCACAACCUACACGGCAACGCCAGUCACCAUCGCAACGGAUCGUCUCUGCUUUCCUCAUCCACCAUCCUCCUCGUAUUGGCGACGGCUAUUCCUAGUUUCUUUCUAGGCACACUUACUUGCUUAUUCGCCGGUAUUGAUUGUCAACAUCAGUCGUCGGCGACUGUGAACCUCCUGGAAGCCUGGCGCAGUGCCGAUCGCGAAUCCACAAGCUGCACUGCCAGCAGCAUCGAGCGUCAGCUACAGGCACGGAUACAGACACUACAAGCUCAGUGGGAGGCCGAUCUAGAGACCAAAAUACAACAACGCACUCGGCAAAUGGUCAAACCCGACGGCAGCGAUACGUCUACGUCGGGGUACCAUCGCGAUUGGCUCUUCCCCUCGGACCGGACCGGCCGCUUCGUCACCGCCUUGGUCCGGACGCCCAAACUCGGCUUGGUCGAUAACCUCGAUCUCGGAGUGCCCGUGGACCCACCCGGCAAGGGCUACGAAGAUGUCCUGCUACUCUACAGUCGCGAGUCCACCUUGCCACAGCCCGUCCGGGACGAUCCCACCCUGACCUUUAUGGCCAACACCACCGCCGCACUCGAGCACUGCGAUUUCGUCAACGUCGUACUUACGGAACACAGCGCCGGUCGGAAACAGUGUAUCGCCGUCGUGCCGCAGUACGAAUCCUACCACUUGCAAAAAUGGAUGCGGGCCCAUCCGCAAUCGGGAAAAUUGGACACUGCCGUCCCGCUGAGACUCGUCAGUCGCGGACACGCUGAUAACGGCAGACAAAACUUUAUACCACCGGCGCUCGAUGACGCCCGACAGGCCUGGGAAGUGCUGAAACAGUAUCUGGAUAGUGUCGAUGCGGUCUUGGAGGAACUGAAACCGCUACUGGAAAAUAUUGCGAUUGAGAACACCGUUAUCGUCAUGGUGGUGAACUUUGGUCAAACCGAGUUACUCAUGAACUUUGUAUGCGCCGCCAAAUCCCGAUCAUUGGAUUUGUCCAACGUCAUUGUCUUUACUACCGAUCAAGAGUCGACCGAUCUGGCCACGUCUUUGGGACUGACCGCUUACUAUGACCAACGGAACUUUGGAGAAAUUCCCUCCGAAGCCGCCCGGCGGUACGGUGACCGCCGCUUCACCGCCAUGAUGAUGGCUAAAGUCAUCUGCGUCCAGCUCGUCUCCAUGCUCGGUUACGACUUGCUCUUCCAAGACGUCGACAUUGUUUGGUUUUCCAACCCUCUCGAAUACUUUGCCCACGCCGACCCUGGCAUGGAUAUGUUUUUUCAAGACGACGGCGCCCAUUCUACUCGCUACGCUCCGUAUUCCGCCAAUUCUGGACUGUACUUUGUCCGCCACAACCGUCGCACCCGACACUUUCUCACCAGCCUACUCAUGGUGGGCGACCUGAUUGUCAAAACUGAUUCGCACCAACAAGCCCUCGUGGCGACCCUCAACGAACACGUUUCCUUGUUUGGACUCCGAGUCAAGGUACUAGCCCGCGAAACGGACGAGUUCCCCGGCGGAUACCACUGGAAUCAACGCUCGGGCAAGUACAUGCGCGCGUUUUACAGCGGCGACGUACAUCCCGUGCUUUUCCACAUGAGUUGGACAUUGAAUAAGAAGGACAAACUCCUAUACUUGCGUCAAAUGGGGGAAUGGUAUGUACAAGAACACUGCGUGGAAAAGAAACGGUCCCAGAUUUUGGGUUUACCCACAGAUACCGACGCGAACGCUGUGGACAGUUCAACCCUCGAUCUGGUCGAGCCGUGCUGCUCCGCCGAGGCUUUGGUAUCGUGUCACUACCGCGACAAGCCAAGUAUCAUUCCGUGCAAGGAUAGUCCACCAAUCGACAAGGGGAAGCCGUCGUUCUGGUAA
Phaeodactylum tricornutum CCAP 1055/1 is the source of this 2254-nucleotide messenger RNA. RefSeq lists its product with no specific name. NCBI's taxonomy places the organism in Eukaryota, Bacillariophyta, Bacillariophyceae, Surirellales, Neidiaceae. The transcript has 2 exons. The record is from RefSeq and is a predicted model, not a curated record. Gene Ontology annotation, molecular function: glycosyltransferase activity. The coding region runs from base 311 to 2254 and encodes 647 amino acids. Gene Ontology annotation, cellular component: Golgi apparatus.